This is a messenger RNA of Plasmodium coatneyi, 1839 nucleotides long. RefSeq lists its product as uncharacterized. NCBI's taxonomy places the organism in Eukaryota, Apicomplexa, Aconoidasida, Haemosporida, Plasmodiidae. The record is from RefSeq and is a predicted model, not a curated record. The transcript is spliced from 4 exons. Bases 1 to 1839 code for a protein of 612 amino acids.
AUGGGCGGCAACUCCCUCAUUUCGCAGAUCCUAACGGAGGCAGAAAUUACUGAACUGGGUCUUCAUGGCAGCGUGAUAAAGCCCUGCUCUACUCCAUACAUCAUUAACAAAAAGCACUUCGUUAAAAUUUGUGUGUACUACCUGCUUAGUACGUUCCUUUUUUUUUCCGUUUAUAUUACCAUCAUUGUUCUGGUACUGACUGGCCCCAAGACGGAGCUGAACAAAACCAUUAUCCUGGUGCUUUAUAUCUACAUCUUUCUCUUCUUCUACAUCGACCUGAUUGUAAGUAACAGCAUAAAGUAUGAGUUGGUGAAUCGGUACAACAUAAGGGAGGUUCGGCAGAGGAUUUAUGGACGCUUCCUGGGCCCAUCCCCCGGGGGGGGUCCCUCACCGGUCAGCAGCGUACCGGUCAGCAGCGUACCGGUCAGCAACGCACCGAUCAGCAACGCACUGGUUAGUAACGCACUGGUUAGUAACGCACUGGUUAGUAACGAGAUUGGAAAAGGCGACUCCCCCCAGGGGGCGCCGAUAAAGAAAGCCAAGCCCCCCCCGCGAGAAGACAAGACAAGCAAAUCGAAGGAAAAAAAAAAAAAACUAUUCACCAGUGAGAAGUACUACGUUGUGGAGGAGGAGGAAGAACCACAGCAGCAACAAUCACAACAGCAAUCACAACAGCAACCGCAACAGCAACAUGAGGAGGCAAACGACGUCGAAGAGGGAAGAAGACCAGCUGUCACCGAAAGGGUGUUACCACCACCCGUGGAGGAGGAAAAGUUUUACCACAUGGAUCAGCUGAAAAAUGUUAACGAGAGCAUCAACGCAGAACUCAUGAAAUACAUCCAAUACGAAAACAACAACUACACCAUAGACAGCUACCGAUACGAUCUCUUCCUUAUUAUCUCUGGCUUCAUCAAUCAGCUAAAUAUUUUUUGUGACCUCCUUUUUCUCUUCUAUGUGUACGAUUAUAGUUGGAAGUUAUUUUGUGUGUGCCUUUUUAUAUAUGCCUACUAUUUAGUCCACUUUGGCAUUCUGAUCAGAUUUUCCAUCGUGAUGGUGCGGGCCCUGUUGAGCAUACACAGGAAGAGUUUGUCUCGGUCGUAUAGGAAAGCCACCCUGUUCUGGAAGUGGCUCUUCUUCUUCUUGUGCGCACGAUUGCGCAGGUGGAUUAAAAGACUCAUCAGAGGGAUGAUCUCCAUGAGGGAAAGCAACCAAAUGGUGUACCCACGACAGCCAAACAUUUUCUUUAAUAAGUACGUCAAUUAUAACAGCUGGAGUUUCGCCUACCACCAGGGCGCCUCCUCCAAACGGAGCAAAGACCUGCUAAAGGUGUUGCGUGACUCCGAUUCGGACGAUACCAAGCGGGUGAUGUUACGCGUAUGGAGACCUCCCCCCAAUCGUGUAAACAUACACGCUGUGCAGAUAAACAGGGCAAGGGAAAAGACAAACAAAAGGAAACACACAGACCGACAUAAUCACACUAAUCGAAAAGUCAAACACUCAAAGGAAGAAUGCGAAAAGGCUCUCCGCCCUUCACAUGUCCAAGUCAUCGCAGACAUGUCUUCCUUCCUCUCCCACUACCAUAUUUUGAAUAUAAUAAAAAGUAAAUUCCUCUCCGCGCACAGCGUCUACGAGCACGUGAGAUUCACCCUGGUGUUCUUCGUCUGGAAACUCCUCUACAUGGACGUGGUCCUGUGCCUACUAAAAGUUUUCAUCCUUUUCUACACGAGCGACUUGUUAGCCAAUGUGUUGUUCCUGGUCAUCGCCCUGGUUAACAUUGCCAACUCGUACGUAAUCCAUUUGGUGGACAACAAUUUGAUGACCGACAUCGGUUCGAGCUAG